Trifolium pratense (red clover) is the source of this 921-nucleotide messenger RNA. RefSeq names its product dirigent protein 22-like. NCBI's taxonomy places the organism in Eukaryota, Viridiplantae, Streptophyta, Magnoliopsida, Fabales, Fabaceae. The record is from RefSeq and is a predicted model, not a curated record. The transcript has a single exon. Bases 72 to 671 code for a protein of 199 amino acids.
CAUCAUUGUCUUGCUAUAUAUUAUAUGUUCUCCUUCACUACUUUACUUUCUCCACAGUUAGCAUCACAAUAAUGCCUUCCCAAAAUUUCCUCACUUUGUUCUUCUUCCUUCUCCUCUCUUGCAACACUAUCACUUCAACCUCAUCACCAUCAUCACAAAAAGAAGACACUUUUGAUUUUGUUCGUUCAAUAAACCCAAAAUUGUUAGGCCUAAACAAGAAAGAAAAGCUAAGUCAUUUCAGAUUCUAUUGGCAUGACAUCUUGAGUGGAAAAAACCCAACUUCAAUUAUAAUUGUUCCACCAACAUUGAUUCUAAACACAACCACUUAUUUUGGUUCAGUCAACAUGUUUGAUGACCCUUUGACUUUGGGACCACAAUUAAGUUCCAAACUUGUUGGAAAAGCUCAAGGUUUUUAUGCUUCUGCAUCACAAGAUGAUUUUGGUUUUCUUAUGGCUAUGAAUUUGGCUUUCAUUGAAGGGAAGUAUAAUGGAAGUAGUAUUACUAUUUUGGGGAGGAACUCUGGUAUUAAUAAGGUUAGGGAGAUGCCUGUUGUUGGGGGUAGUGGUCUAUUCAGAUUUGCUAGAGGGUAUGCUCAAGCUAAUACUUAUAAGUAUGAUGUCAAAUCUGGAGAUGCUAUUGUUGAGUACAAUGUUUAUGUUUUUCACUAUUAGUAUUGAUGAUUGUAAAUUAUUGUUGUUGUUUUUAGGAUUUGUGUUUGUGUUGUUGUUGGUUUUUCAUACGUACUGGUCAGAAAUCGAACUCAUAACUAAAUGAUUUAGAAGUUUAAGUAUUUACCACUUGUGUCACGCUAUGUUGGAUUGCGGGUUCUUACUAUGGCUAUACGUUACUUUGGUUUUAUAAAUUUGUUGUUAUUUGUAGUCAUUGAAAUUAAGUUAUAAAUUUGUAGUCAAAAUGCUAAUA